This is a messenger RNA of Peromyscus leucopus (white-footed mouse), 1278 nucleotides long. RefSeq names its product transmembrane protein 154 (gene Tmem154). The transcript is spliced from 7 exons. NCBI's taxonomy places the organism in Eukaryota, Metazoa, Chordata, Mammalia, Rodentia, Cricetidae. The coding region runs from base 169 to 723 and encodes 184 amino acids. The record is from RefSeq and is a predicted model, not a curated record.
UGCCAGUCUGACAGGCUCCUGCAGAGGAGUUACAUCACUUCCUAAAAAUCAGGCAAACACCUCUCCUUCAAGUGAGCACCGACCCAAAGGAGCAGGAAACAGGAAAUGUGCGCGUCGGAGAGAGACCGGGGCUCCGCAGCAUCCUGAGCGCGGGGCGAGCCAGCUGACAUGACCGCGCUGUGUGUCGCCCUGGUCUUGGCCCUGGGACUCGCGCUCUGUCACUCGGACCAGGGCACUGAUGAGGAGUUGGAACACUCAGGAUACAGCACCACAGAAGAAGAAAUACUAGACGAGGAGACAACAACGAGUGCUUUGGCUGUCGGGACCACGGAAGUGUCAGCCACAGGCACAAAUUCUACUUCCACUGAUGAGACUGUCGAUCCCUCAGGCCAGCUGCAGUUUGUGUCAAUGGUGGUGGUCCCCCUGGCAGUGCUGGUCUUCCUUCUGUCCGUGAUUCUCAUCGCCAUCUACCUUAAAAGCAGGAGACCUAAACGAGAGCCUUCUAGCCAAGGAUCUCAAAGCGUCUUGCAGACAUAUGAACCAGUUGGUGAAAACCUGAAAGUCCCUAUUUUUGAAGAGGACACACCCUCUGUUAUGGAAAUAGAGAUGGAAGAGCUUGAUAAAUGGAUGAACAGCAUGACUAGAAACGCCGACUAUGAAGGUUUACCUACUUUGAAGGAAGAAAAGGAACCAAACCUCAGCCCAAGUGACAACGAGUCCUAAAUCUGAGCAGUGUUGAUGUUUUCCAAGAGCGCACUCCCUGAGGGCACUUGCUGGGCCUGCCAAGGGAAGAUGAAGAGGAGACACAUUUAAUUAAUUUCAAAUCAGUGUAGACACAAGAAGCUUUUACUGUUUCUUCCACCACCCCUCUUCAGAAGAUGACAUCGUGGACUUGGAAGAAGGAAGGACUGAAGUCCUAGGAAAGGUCUGGCCGUCCGCCAUCGCACUCAGGGUGCAGGAGCGCUGAGGUGCUGGCUUGUCCCCUCCUCACUGCCUUCUCCCCCCUCGUUCUGAUCACCCUUAAUUUGCUGUCACUGCUCUGCUUCACCCCUGAGGGUUCAAAUCAGGAAGCUGGUCCUCUUCCAGGUCACCUCACUAUCUAACAGCUUCGGAUAAUGUCCUCUCAUUAUUUGUGUCCUCUGACGGGUCAGCUCUGUUCAUCUGGGGACUUUUCUCAUGUUACUUUAUGCCAUGGAAAAGACACCACACAAAGCCAAGUGUUUCGUAGCCACCCCGUCCCAAGGAGCUGCUAAGCAUGUUUCUUACCUGCUAAGAAAA